Telopea speciosissima is the source of this 1104-nucleotide messenger RNA. RefSeq lists its product as uncharacterized. Lineage: Eukaryota; Viridiplantae; Streptophyta; Magnoliopsida; Proteales; Proteaceae. Bases 268 to 936 code for a protein of 222 amino acids. The record is from RefSeq and is a predicted model, not a curated record. The transcript has a single exon.
GAUCAGAAGUCAAAGGCGCACCAGAAUAAAGACGAGAGAAGUGAAGCAGAAGCAGCAACAAAAAAUUAAACCAAUAAAGAAAGGCCCUUGCGUCCCAAGCUUUCCUUCACUUUCCCAAUUCGUUUCCUGUCGCUUGUCUUUCGUGCUCACCUUCGUAGACGCAAUAUUACAAACACAACAAAGCUAUAAAAGCAAGGUGGAAGCUUCACAUACGCUUCUCUGUAAAUCAAACAAUCAAAAACUUAGCCUGCAAGUGAGAGAAGAAAGAUGAAGAGAGAGGGUCGGCAACAUGGGUUGGUUAGAAGCUAUGAGAUCUGGCCAGCACCUUGGAACCCAAAACGCUAUAACAAGAUCGUGAAUCAAAUCGAUUCACCUGCGACUGCCGGAAUCUUUAUGAAGGUGUCGUCAAAGCCCACCAAUCAUUCCAAGUGCACGGGCAAGUGCGGUCGACCAAGAUGCAUGGGUUGCCACACCCACCCUGUUUCCAAGUCCAGGGACAAGGCCAAGGGUACCCAGAAGGAAAAAUCAUUCGAUAUCCUCAUGAAUCAUCGUUCGAUCGCUUGGAAGCUUGUCGAUCGCAACAGAGGGGGUUCGAAUUAUGUCGGUGUGUCGGCGACCGCAUUCUUGGGUCAGUUGGCUACUCGAGAUUAUCAAGAUUGGGAAGACUACGACGAUGAGGAGGAGCAGCAGAAGGAGAUGGAAUAUGGCGUGGGUGAUGAUGUCUACUACGGAAACGACUACUGCAACAAUGACAAUCUUGAAGACAUUGCGCCUAUACUAACCACCGCAAGAAUUGAAGAAAUUGUCCAUGAACCAGAAGAAGAUGCUGAUGAAAAUGAUGAUGAUGAUGAUAGGUUGAGCAUCAUGAGCUUCUGUGAAGUUGGAUUUGUGAUGGAAAUGGAAGAAGAAGGAUGGUUUGUGGUAGCAGAGAUGUAAACGGAAUAUGGAUUUCAAUUUUUGCCAUUGCUAUCUCCUUUUCCUGUCUACUUCACAUUUGCUUCUUCUUUGUUAAUAAAUGUAAAUUGGAAUAUUAAUAAUCCAAAUAUGUAAAUUUAAAAUUGCUCUCUGUUUGUUCUUGAUGAAAUGGAAAAUGAUCCAAAUGAU